CUUGCGUUAAAAGAAUGAAGGAAGAAGGAAAUAGGUCAGUAUUGUUUGGGUUAGUGAUCAGAUCAUCAUGCAAAGCUUAAAAUGUAUUGGGAAUUAUCUAAUGCGGGAAUUAUCACUCAGUAAAGUACACCAUUUCACGAAUUCGUCGAAGGUUUUAUUUUCGUCCUGUUCAAACUGCAGAAACAAAGGUUCCAGUGUUUCCAAAGAAUUUAUGCUCCCAGCAGAGGAUCUAGACUGCCUCAGCGUAGACUUUUCCUUCCAGGAUUACGACUCAGACCGAUAUUCACCAACUAUAAGGAACCAGAACGAAGAAUUCCUACGCGAGAUUUCCGCAAUUAAACCGGAAGUGAUCUUCGUCGACCACAUCCAGGAGAGUCAAUAUUUGAUGCAGACUAAAGGCACGUUAAGAACCUUAGGAUAUACAGGGCAUCUCAGUGGACUUAAAAAAGGAAGGGGACGAGGCAUUUUUGUUAGAAAGGACAUUGCUGAAAGCAUGCAUGAUGCACAUGUGUCUGAUAACAUUGCCAAAAUGUUUAAUCCUAGAUAGCGUUUAUGGAGUGUGAAAUGGACAUUGCAAUAACAUUUCAAUAAAAAUGUGAUAUGCAUUACAUGUACAUAUACUUAUGAAUAUAAUUAUUUGAUAUAAAGAGGAAUAUUUAUAUCAAUUUAGAUUUUUUAAUCUAUGCACGACGAUUUUUUUUGUAAAAACAUUUUAAUGAAAUAUUUCACUUGUUCUUUCAUGGUUUUUAAUUUUUAAAUAAAAUCAUGAAAACAUU
Messenger RNA from Saccostrea cuccullata (small rock oyster), 776 nucleotides. RefSeq lists its product as uncharacterized. The record is from RefSeq and is a predicted model, not a curated record. Lineage: Eukaryota; Metazoa; Mollusca; Bivalvia; Ostreida; Ostreidae. The transcript has 3 exons. Bases 68 to 547 code for a protein of 159 amino acids.